GUAGUUCUUCUCGUAGAGGGGUAGAGCUCAUUGCACCUGAACAGCUUCGCGUUACAUACAUACCUGAAGCACCGUGGAUCGUGACUUCAGUCACCAGGAGCACUUCGAACGAACAACACUAAAAUCUCCACGGAAAGAGUUACACGGAAGCACAAGGUCAAAGAUGUCCUACAUCCUUUGGGCGAUUUUGGCCCUUUCAUCUUUAACCAAAAUACACGGUGAAGGUGUUGGGACAGCCUGGGACGUAUCGCGAUACUCGAAUUCAGAUUCGUUAGAGCGCCCAUCCUGGCCACGUCUGGACCCAUCGGCGUCCUCGUUAGCAUUCGAGGUUCGCAGCGUCAGCGGCGUCGGCCGACUUUCCUCCAUUGAGGAACCACAGGAGUUCGAAGAUCUCCGAGCGACUAGGAUCAACUUGGAGGAUGGGAACAUUCAGGAAUCCGAAGAUGAGCACUCGCGAGAGAAACGUGAUUUGGAGGAUUUUCAUUAUCGUUCGAAUGAGGAACUCAUCGAAGAACCUGCCUUUGAGGAUUUUUUAAGAGAUCGUCAAGGACUCGAGGAUGUCGAGGAAUUUCCAAGUGACGAAGCGUACUACGCUUAUGAAAGAGAACGCAGAAGUAUCUUGGACGAGCCGAUGAUGCAUCAUUUUACUAGACAGCAUAUAGACAGCAUGGGACGAGCACCAAGAGUGCGUCGCGAAGCCGACAGUCAAAUGGAGAAAAUUUCCAGUUCGAAGAAUGUCCGCGAGGCACGUCUGAACUCACCGGAAACCUGGGCGAAGCAACCAAUUUCAGUAGAAUUUCGUCAUCGUACCAAUCUCGAUCAAGUAUCCAGAAAUAAUAUGCCGUCUGACAAUGGACGAAGUCGUCAAGCACCAAAGACAGAUUUCAUAACGAGUCAUCGACGCGAUUACCCGGAUAUUCGAGAAUCAAGAGAGAUGCCAAUAUCCCGAAAUUACGGUGAUUACGUGCCGAUGUAUCGUGACAAAGUAAGAGAACGUGAUUUCGACAUGGCCAUACCUAGGAGGUUCUACCCUGAUCGCUACAGAAUGGAACGUGACUAUUACCCACGUGGAUCCCACGAAUCACCGUAUUAUUACAAUCGUCAUCACGACGACGAGCUUGACAUCUACGGCAGAAACAGAGGAGCCCAAUCGGUGACGGCAAAACCGAAAAGAAUCAUCUAUUACGCCACUCUACCUGAGGUCAUCAGAAAGCCAGUAGAUCUCAGAUCCUACGGACGUCCUUAUGAUGACGUUGUCAGGUCGCAUCCUCUAGCUGUCGCCAGUUCAACUGCCUAUAAACGUAUACCAGGCAACGUUGAUCCAAAUAGAUUCAGAUACAAAUCUGUACGUCCAUACGACACAUAUGACUCGUAUGACUCUUACCCUAAACGUGCUGCAGGAUAUUACGAUAGACCUUAUGCACCUUAUCAAUCCAGGAUUGAAGAUCACGAUCGGGCUGCGCUCAAAGAAAAUUCUAUGCAUCUGGAUUCUAUGGAUUCUGACGACGAACGUAAAUUAGCUAAUCACGUAAAUGCACGGGAUGACACGAGGGGUGGUCAUGGGCUUCCUUGGUCAGUGCAGAUCGGGACGGAAGUUAAUGUCAAGGAUGAUGAUAGAAUUCCUGGUAGGAAGAUAUUCGGGCAGAUUGAUAAUUAUGAUAGGUACCAGAGCGCUCAGUUGCAAAAAGCUGCUCCUGAUUCCGUGACGUCUAACGAUGACAGGAAUGGCAAUUAGGUUUAAUGAUUAUCAUACUUUAGGACUUGAUUAUCAUAGUAGGCAGUGAAUGUAGCUUCUUGACUGUAGACCGGUGCUGGAUUCAAUCGGUUUGGAAUUGUCUAUUUUUUUCUAAUGCGAUGUUAGAAGAUUGAGAACGACAUGUGGACUCCACAUAUGGGUGACGGUUCUUUUAUGAAAACUGGCCGAAUUCCAUUUAGGAUGAAAAAGAUACUUUUUCAAAAAAAAAAUGGAGUUUGGCCACGGUCAAAUGAUUACCUAAUUUUGUUAGCAUACCUUUAAUGAGAUGACAAUGUAACUUUAGUUUUCCUAUCAAUAAACUUCGGUCUGCCAAAUA
Molecule: messenger RNA, 2072 nt
Organism: Cephus cinctus (wheat stem sawfly)
Lineage: Eukaryota; Metazoa; Arthropoda; Insecta; Hymenoptera; Cephidae
Exons: 2
Coding region: 164-1735 (523 amino acids)
Source: RefSeq, a predicted model, not a curated record